AUGGAGAUGGACGACGACCCGGACCCAGAAAUGCAGACCGGAAGACCGGGCCACCCAAUUAGCAUCUCAAGCGGUUCCCCAUUUCAGGGAUCACCGUACCGUGGGCCCGGUUCAUACCAAGAGAGGAUGUCCGCGUACGAUUGGUACUUUACUCCUUCGUACCAUAAUUCUCCUACUCAACCUCCUUUGGUUGAACCCCAGUUUCAAGCAAUUUCACCUCCACCACUUCCUGUUGAGGAGCCGCCUCAACAGCCACCUCAGCCACCUCCCGAGCCUCCGAGGCGAAGGAGGAAUGCACGUAAAUUCGUGUGUGGAGGACCUCGUUUUAGUUCUCCUCAGGGUUCCAGUUCUUACCCUCCUAUUCCCGAGGACCCCCAAAUGGGUGGACCCUCGCACGCAGUGCCGGAGAACGAUCCUCCGCCGACUUCUUAUGCACCACCGCCACCGCCAGUGGGUUUCGACAACCUGAUCCCGACUUACCCAGGUUCAUCUGGGUAUAACCCAUCAGGAUACCCAUCAGAUUAUGGAACUCAUGAUCCAUAUCUCACUGCUGCACAGUACAAUGCACUUUAUCCUUCUUCUUACCCUCCAGUUUACCCAAAUGGAUAUCCGGUGCAGGGGUAUCAAUACCCCCAUACCAGCAACUGUGACAACUCGAGUUUCUGA
Molecule: messenger RNA, 666 nt
Organism: Helianthus annuus (common sunflower)
Lineage: Eukaryota; Viridiplantae; Streptophyta; Magnoliopsida; Asterales; Asteraceae
Product: leucine-rich repeat extensin-like protein 3
Exons: 1
Coding region: 1-666 (221 amino acids)
Source: RefSeq, a predicted model, not a curated record